Molecule: messenger RNA, 285 nt
Organism: Belonocnema kinseyi
Lineage: Eukaryota; Metazoa; Arthropoda; Insecta; Hymenoptera; Cynipidae
Product: odorant receptor 94a-like
Exons: 2
Coding region: 1-285 (94 amino acids)
Biological process (GO): detection of chemical stimulus involved in sensory perception of smell; sensory perception of smell
Cellular component (GO): plasma membrane
Molecular function (GO): olfactory receptor activity; odorant binding
Source: RefSeq, a predicted model, not a curated record
AUGUCAAGACAGAGCAUAUUUAGUCUGCAUUUUUUCAACGCUCUUUUGUUUAAUAUUUGUAUGGUAAUGCAACUUUUCCUGGUUUGCUUUUAUGGGAAUGAACUCACAUUGCAGAGUUCUAAAAUCAAAGAAACUUUAUAUGAAAUGGAUUGGGCUUCGCUUAGAAGAGACUCAAAAUUUAAUAUCGUCACGAUGAUGAUAUGCGCGUCAAAACCAAUUGUAAUAUCGUCUGGUUCUGUAAUCAAACUAAACAUUUCAUCUUUUAUUUCUGUAAGUGUCAAGUAA